Molecule: messenger RNA, 198 nt
Organism: Thlaspi arvense
Lineage: Eukaryota; Viridiplantae; Streptophyta; Magnoliopsida; Brassicales; Brassicaceae
Source: the annotation of a GenBank genome assembly
AUGCGGAUGAUGGCUACCACGUUCAUAAAUGAUGGGAACUUGUUGUUGAGGAAGAGGAAGGAAGUUGAUGAGCACUCGAAGAACAUUGAGAACCUUCACUAUCAAAUGGACUGCAUCUUUAUAGCGCUGAAAACAAAAACUGAUGAGAUUGCAGAAGUGAAAGAGAUAGUUGCUGGUCUUGUGGAACGUAAUGUCUAG